Messenger RNA from Cololabis saira (Pacific saury), 8545 nucleotides. It is a transcript of the gene tns1b, whose product is annotated as tensin 1b. The coding region runs from base 279 to 5789 and encodes 1836 amino acids. NCBI's taxonomy places the organism in Eukaryota, Metazoa, Chordata, Actinopteri, Beloniformes, Belonidae. Gene Ontology annotation, molecular function: protein binding. The record is from RefSeq and is a predicted model, not a curated record. The transcript is spliced from 34 exons. Gene Ontology annotation, biological process: fibroblast migration.
UAGUAAGAAAAAAAAAAAACCUUUGUGAAACUUUCCCCGACAGAGGGAAGGAGAGGCAAAGCGAGCAGAGAAAAGAGGCAGUCAGGAUCCGAUUCAGAGAGACAAGAGAGGACGAGAAGGCAAACCAGACAGUGAGGAGCAGGGGUAAAGCAGGAGGGACUGUUCUUGUGCAGGAUAGUCAUGGCUUUGCAGUGCCGGACAACUUUUCCCUUGCUUGGGUUCCACAUGAAGAAGCAGACUGGUCUGUAGCAGCAGCAUCAUUACUCCUAUCCGUCACCAUGCCGUCCGUGUCCCUCAGCCUGCCGACUGCUCUGGCUGGACCUGCACGCACCUGGGUCUGCCUGUCCUGCAUGUUCUGGCCAGAGGAGUUGGAGGCUGUCCAUUCCCAUACGUUCCGAGUAAAGGCCUUCAAGAAGACCAAGCACUGUGGCGCUUGCAAACAGACCAUCAUCGAGGACGGACUCAUCUGCCGAGUGUGCCGGAUAGUUUGCCACAAGAAAUGUGAAGCCAAGGUGUCUUCGUCUUGUGUUCCAGCCACAAACUACGAGCUGGCAUCAAGCAGUGACCUCCCUGUCAAACAUGUAGACACCAUGGGUUCGACAAAAUCCUCAAAGAGCGUGGACUCACGGCGCAGACCAUCAAGGAGUGUGAGUCUGCUGCAGGCCUUGGAGGAGAACUACGAGCUGGACUUGAUCUAUAUCACGGAGAGGAUCAUCUCCGUCUCCUUCCCCAGCGGUGUGGAGGAACAGAGCUACGCCGCCAACCUGAGGGAGGUCGCCUCCAUGCUGCGCUCCAAACACGCCCACAACUACCUGCUCUUCAACCUCAGUGAGAAGCGUUAUGAUAUCAGCCAACUUAAUCCAAAGGUCUUGGACUUUGGUUGGCCUGACCAUCAUGCUCCUGCCCUGGACAGAAUCUGCAGCAUCUGCAAAGCCAUGGACACGUGGCUGAGUGCGGACAGCCACAAUGUGGUGGUGAUACACAACAAGGGCAACCGGGGCAGAACUGGAGUGGUGGUGGCAGCCUACAUGCAUUACAGCAACAUAUCUGCCAGCGCUGACCAGGCUCUGGACAGGUUUGCCAUGAAGCGGUUCUAUGAAGACAAAGUGCUUCCUGUGGGCCAGCCAUCUCAGAAACGGUAUGUGGAGUACUUCAGUGGUUUGCUUUCCGGACAUAUCAAGAUCAACAACAAACCCCUGUUCCUACAUCACGUCAUCAUGCACGGCAUCCCAAACUUCGAGUCCAAGGGAGGUUGUCGUCCUUUUCUCAAAAUCUACCAGGCCAUGCAGCCCGUUUACACAUCUGGGAUCUAUAAUGUUCAAGGUGACAGCCAGACGAGCAUUUGUAUCACCAUAGAGCCCGGUCUUCUUCUGAAAGGGGAUAUCCUGCUUAAAUGCUACCACAAACGCUAUCGCAGCUCGUGCAGAGACGUGAUCUUCCGCGUGCAGUUCCACACGUGUGCUGUUCACGACCUGGGACUCGUCUUUGGGAAAGACGAGCUUGAUGAGACGUUCAAAGAUGACAGAUUUCCAGAAUACGGAAAAGUCGAGUUUAUUUUCUCUUUUGGACCUGAAAAAAUACAUGGCCAAGGUAUGGAUCACCUGGAGAACGGGCCGAGCGUCUCGGUUGACUACAACACACAGGAUGCCCUGAUCCGCUGGGAUUCCUACGAAAACUUCAAUCAAGCCUGCGAGGACAACACAGACGAAGUCAUCCAUACCGAAGGACCCCUGGACGGAAGCCUCUACGCCAAAGUUCGCAAAAAAGAGUCUGUUGACGGAGCAGUCACAUCAAAUGGCCUUCCUUCCACUGCUGUUGAACACACUCUACCUGCGGGUGACCAUGCCUUGUCUGUGAGUAGUGACUCAGGAAACUCUACUGCCUCCAUCAAAACUGACCGGACGGAUGAAGUGGCUCCUCAGGCCUCCACAGUGAGUCAGACACACAUUCCUGUUGGUGAGGAGUUACCCUCAGUCCAUCCCCACGCCCCACCUGCUCAACAGCAAAUAAGUCCCCAAGAGAAAAAAGAGCUAGAGCAACUACUGAGCGGCUUGGAGGGGCCUAUGCGCAGACAGGCCUACCUGUCUGCCUCAACAUCUGCUGCUGGAGGGAUGCUCCACCUGGUGCCCGCCCAGGUCCAUGUUAAUGGGAACAGUACUGUUGACCGUGAAACCGAUAUUUUAGAUGAUGAGCUACCGACCAGUCAAGAGGGCAACAGUGUGGACAGUCUUGGAACAUUCUCCUCUACGGACGGUCGGGCUACUCCAGCUGACCUCUAUUACCAAUCUGAGUCUCUUCCCAAUGGCCAGGAACAUGUGCCAUACCUGGAGCGGAGCAUCCCAGAAAAGCCUCUGGAAACCAUCCAACCGCAGAUUACCAGACCUGACAAGUCUAUAACUAUGACACAAAGUGAUUCAACCCCACCCUCUGGUAAUUACAUGGCUAUCCAAAAUGGUAAUCUCUAUCGCUCUCAGUCGUUUGGUGCAGAGGCGACGUCUAUGCCACAAGCUCCUGCUCGCUCUACUAGUAGCAGAGAUGCCGUUCAGCGUGGUCUCAAUGUCUGGCAGCGCUAUGGAGUACCUGAAGAGCCAGUAACUGAAGGCCUAACAUUUAGUCCACUUCCAUCCGUAGCGAUGUCCAGCCACCACAGCCUGCCACAGUUCCCUCAUCGCCACAGUGCCUCCCAGCAAGAGAUUGAGCAAUCUAUUGAAACCCUUAAUUUCCUCAUGAUGGACCUGGAACCAGCCCCUUCCACCGUUUUGAAAUCCCAGAAUGCCCCCAUUAGGGAAAACAAUUCUGUGGUCACCACCCAGCCAUCCUUCUCCCAGAGCCAAACCAGGCCCUCCAACCAGGUGGAUGCUGCCAUUCAUACCCACGUCUCUGGCCCCCUGUCCAGUCAUUCGUCACCUGGGAAGCCCAGCACACCAGAGCCUGCACCUGGUCAUGGAGCUCUGAUUUACUCUUCUCAAACAGGGGGAGUAGGUUUCUCCUCACAAGUCCCUGCCUCUCUAAGUGGCCAUCUUCAGCUCAAACCCACCAGCACAUUCCCACCAAGUACACAGCCCCGAUCAUCAGACGCCUCCGAAUCCCAAAGAAGCCAGAGUGUUGCCUCAACAUCACCUCAGCCUAGAGACGGGGAACCUGACGAGGUCUUCAAUGUUGAAGGUCUGGUGGCACAAAGAGUGGCUGAGUACUCUGCUCGUGUCCAAAGCACCAACCCCAGCAUGACAUCAUCUAAGUCUGAGCACCGUCGUUCUCUCUCCCUCUCGGGUGUCCAGGCCCGUGCAGCAUCCCUGGAUGAGCCCGCAACUCUUCCACGCCGUCGCAUCACCAGCGAUGGCCAUUCCGAUGAUGGCUCAGAUGUCCCAGUUCGUUCGCAGAUCCGGUGCGUUUCUCCAGAAUUUGUCAACGCCAUAGCCAUGAACCCUGGAGGACGGCCCAAGGAGAGCCAUAUGCACAGCUACCGGGAGGCCUUUGAAGAAAUGGAAAGAGGACCCGCUGGUCCUACACCCACAUUUGGUGGUGAGGCGUUUCCCCAAACCCCUGCCUUCCCCAUCUCACCGCAAACCCCUUACUUCAACCUGUGUCGCUCUCCUCCCGGUCUUGCCAAGACUCCAUUAUCGGCUCUGGGUUUGAAGCCGCACAACCCAGCAGAAAUCCUUCUCAAUCAAACUGGCUCAGCACCGAGGAGCUAUGUCGAGUCUGUGGCGAGGUCGGCAGUGGCAGGAGGAGAGACAUCCACGUUACCCCGGAGCCUUAGUCCUCCGGCAGACACAAAGAACCAGCAGAGAACACAAAGUCCCCCAACCAACACACUGAACCCUCCUUUGUCCAGCAGCAGUCCUAUCCAGAACUCACAGAGCGAUCACCUCUCAGCAGAGGGCAGCGUUAGCACCCAACCGACUACUGACUCUGGGUUUCGCUCCCAGGCCCCAGACAGUGCAUACCCCACUCCCACCCCAUCAUAUCAACCCGCAAAUACCCCCACAUCUUCCUAUUUGGAUUCCAGCUCUCCAGGUUCCUCCUACUUUGGCAAUAUGACUCCAACACUCUCCUAUCUUGGUCCUAACAGCGUCUUGGGGAGCUAUGCUGCCUCAGAUCCCGGCCUACUUCUUUCAGAACCUUCCAAAACCUCACUAAGCCAUGGGAGUCACCAAGUGGAGCGCCAGCCCAACAUCCUUAACUCCACCAAUAAUCCCAUCCUCCAGCAUCACCCAAUUCCUAAACAAGAUGGUUUCAUCCAACCAGUUCAAAAAUUACCAACCAAUGGAUUUGAAGUGGGUAUGCCAGGUCUCAGUGGCAGUCCUCCCCUUGAUCACCAUCUGUCUCAAGGAGCUCACAGCAGCCCAGUUCUCAGCAGACAGGCCUCUUUGGGACUAGGAUCACAACACAGCCCGGUCCUCAGCAGGCAGCCAUCCUUGGGUCAGCCCAUUCAAGGCAGCCCUGUGCUCAGCCGGCAGCAGUCUAUCACACUCCCUCAAGGAAGUCCGGUGUUGGGCCGUCACCCAUCUGUUUCGCAAAUGUCCCAGAGAAGCCCCAGCCUGGAUCGUCACCCCAUGCGCAGUGGUUACACCACACCAGAUGAAAGACAUGGGAAUUUGUCAAGACAGAGCAGCUCCUCAGGCUACCAGGGGCCACCAACUCCGUCCUUCCCCAUCUCACCUGCAGGCUACCAGGAUGGGGGAACGAUGGUGAUGGGUGUAGGUUUUAGGCAGGGUAGCCCAGCACCUGGUUCCCAGCCCCAACUCCCAGAGAAGAGACGCAUGUCAAGUGGCGAUAGACCAAACGGAGCACUGUCUUAUGGCACACUGAAUGGGAAGAUAAUAUCCCCAAUGACUGGAGGAGGCACUACCGGCUACUUCCACACGCUCUCUGACUUCUCGAGGUUCAAUAUGCCCGAUGGAAGCCCGGACAGCAAACUGAAUGUUAAAUUUGUCCAAGACACGUCCAAGUUCUGGUACAAGCCAGAAAUAUCAAGGGAGCAAGCUAUCAGCCUACUGAAGGAGAAAGAGCCUGGGGCCUUUGUUAUCCGCGACAGUCACUCGUUCAGAGGAGCUUAUGGCUUGGCUAUGAAGGUGGCGUCUCCUCCGCCGUCCGUGCAUCAGAACAAAAAAGGUGACAUCACCAACGAGCUGGUGAGGCACUUCCUGAUUGAGAGCAGUCCUAAAGGAGUGAAGCUGAAAGGUUGUCCCAACGAGCCUUACUUUGGUUGUUUGUCUGCCUUGGUCUACCAACAUGCCAUCACUCCUUUGGCCCUACCCUGCAAACUUCUCAUCCCUACUGCAGAUCUCAUCGAAGAAGCGCGAGAGGUCCCCACAACCAAUCCACUGGCUGAGAGGUUGAAACAAGGAGCAGUGCAGAGGGCCCCUGCUGAUUCUCAUGCAUGCAAUGUUCUCUACAUCAACUCAGUGGAGAUGGAGUCCCUGACAGGCCCUCAGGCCGUUGCCAAAGCCAUAACUGAGACACUGGCUCCUGCUUCUCCACCUACUGCCACCGUUGUGCACUUCAAGGUGUCCUCGCAGGGCAUCACACUGACUGACAACCAGAGGAAGGUUUUCUUCCGACGCCACUACCCCACCAACAGCGUCACAUUCUGUGACAUCGACCCUCAGGAAAGAAAAUGGAGCAAACCUGAGGGAGGCAUGGCCAAGCUCUUCGGGUUUGUGGCACGUAAGCAGGGAAGCACAACAGACAACGUCAGCCACCUCUUCGCUGAGCUGGACCCAGACCAGCCCGCCAGUGCCAUCGUCAACUUCGUCUCCAAGAUGAUCGCUUCGCAGAAACGAUGAGAGACGUCGGCAAAAGCCCUGGCAGCUUUUUUAAAAGGCCUUUGGUUAUUAUCUUUCCUGUUAACCACGGACACUUCCCGUAUUGGACACUUGUAGUGUUUGAUUCUACGCGUCACGUUAUCUUUCUGCUCCGUCACAUUUAAGCAGAUGUGUAUGUGUGUGUGUGUGAGUGUGUUUUUGUAAGCAUGUGAAAGAGAACAUGAGUGUGCAGUGUGUUUGUGCAAGUCCAGCUUGCAUGCAUGUGCUUUUUUUUCUUUCUUUUUUCUCAGACUGGUUUCAGAAUGGACCAGAGGAAGUGCAGGAUGGGGUGUGGCUGCGUGUGACAAUAGGACGGGGGGGUGUGCGAGGCAGAGGUGAUUUUUAAUCUCCCUGAAAGGGUGACUCAAGAACAGGAAGAGGGAAUGACAUUGUGUGUGCAAAUGUUAAUUUUUAGCAGUUGUUUCAUUUAAAAAAAAUGUUUUUAAAGAAGAAGUAAAGUAGUGUGAUGUAACGGUGGAUUGUAUAUCUAUCAGGCUUUUGACCGGUCAACCAAAGAUUUUAAAAAAGUAGUCAGGGCGUGUAUAGUGUGCCACUGUGGAGGGUCAGAAGUAUUCUUUUAUAAACAAAUAUGGCUGCUUAAUCAAAAAAAUACUGUUAGAAAACUGUUUAUUUCUGUGUGUACUGAUACCGUAGGCUGACUCGCCGCCAUCAGCCUCCUGUAAAAAUAGUCUUGUUGGACAUUUUUGCAGCUGGUGAGGUUUGUAAAUAUUCAAGAUUGCUUUUUGAGUAGGACUGUUAUUGAUGACAUCUGGUGCCUGACUUUCUUUCCAAAAUGCAGAGCUUUUUAAGAAAAAAAAAAAGAAAAGAAUAAAAAACAAACGUAUCCAAGCUGUCUUAAAUAUGCAAACGGCCAAUCUUGGAAAUGAGCUCGAAAAUUCCACAGGUCCUUUCCUGUUCGUGAGAAUGAGAUAGAGGCUGACGAUGUAACUUGUGUUGUUUCUUUGAGGUGAAGCUAGUCUAAAGAGAUCACCGACAGCUUAACAUUUCAGCUGUGUCGCUGUGGCCGCCAGUGAGUCACUGCAUCGGCGCAGUCAGAGGGGCGGGUUUAACCUAACGUCUGCCAGCAUCCUCGGCACGGCCGGCACAGCAGCACAUAGCCGCAUCAUUUCACUCAAAAUUGAUGGGCCAAAGGUAGUUUUGUGAGGAUGACGUUUGAAGAUGGUUCAAACCAACUGUUUGUCAGCUAGCCAAAAACUGUACCACCCACCCUACCCAAAAGUAAGCUAUACACACACACUUACAUAUACAAAUAUAUAUAUAUAUAUAUAUAUAUAUAUAUAUAUAUAUAUAUAUAUAUAUAUAUAUAUAUAUAUAUAUAUAUAUAUAUAUAUAUAUAUGUAUAUAUAUGUAUAUAUAUAUAUAUAUAUAUAUAUAUAAAAACUUCCAAACAGUGAUUUAAGAUAUUUAUUUUUUAUUUUUUUGCUUUGUUGCUCCAUGUUUUCUUGUAUACAUGUAUUAUAAAGUAUACAUCAAAAUUCCUGAAGGCAAGAGGAAAAGAUUGCUUUUAUUUUGGCUUAAGUCAAAAGCGUUGACAUGUACCGUAUAAGGUGUAAAGUGUGUGUGUUUAAGUGUAUCACUGUUGUUUUAUUUGAAUGUUUUAUUUUUCCACUUUCUUUUAUCAUUCUUGUAUUCUUCGGGAACCUUUUUAUUUUAUUAAGAGGGGAUAUAUUUUGUAUGAAAGACUGCAACUUAAGUACAAAUUGGAGCUAUUCUAAAGUGAUGCCAAACACGGUUUUAUUAACUUAAUCCCGCCGGGAAAUUACAUUGUCCAUGCUUAGCACUUAAAUGUUGAAGUAUUAUCAGUGGUUUUUUUUGUUUGUUUGUUUUUUUUUUCUUUUUUUAAGAAGUGAAGCCUUUUUUAAUUGUUAAAAGAAGAAAAAUAGGAUAGUGAUAGACCCAUUUCAUGUUUUAUGAGGAAGCAGCCUCUCUAGUUCGGAUUGGACCCAGUUGUCGGUCUAAAAAGACGCUGGUGCCCUCUUGUGGUGGAGAAAGAAAACUACAAGGAACCACUUUAAUUCUAAUACAGUGUUUUAACUGUGUUGAGUUAAAAUAAUUUGGAAUAUAAAAAAGUAACUUAAAGGAACCUUAAUGUACUUUGUCGACAAACAAAUGUUGCUUUUUGACUCUGAGUCCCAUUCAAAGAAUGGGGGUUGACAAUGACAUUUGGUAACGAGGAUCUGGUUGGCAGCAUGACGCAAAGUAAAUAACAGUUACUUUUGGGGCCUACAAUGACUGAAAAAAAUAAAUAAAAUAAAAUACAGCACUUAUAGGCUUUUAUAUCUUACUAGAAUGUUCAGUUAUUUAUUAACAGGGGCCUGCAUGCUCAAGUGAAAGUGUAAUCGUAGCGCUGCUGACUUAUUGUACACAGCAUCUUCAAGUCCUGCUCAAGUGGGACUUUUACAGAAAGACGCCAAUAGGUAGUUAUCAGGUUCCUGACUCGGCUCAUGACAAAAAUAAAAUGUAAAGAAUGUUUGUCGAAGUAAAAGGACUUCCUAAACUUCUGUCUGAAUGUUAGUCCUCUGUUCUCCAGGAUGGAAACUCCAGUUCCAUCUGCUCACUUUGACCGAUCAGUCUGGACUGUAGAAUGUGUAAGAGUGAGCUACUAUGCCUGUACAGAGCUACAUCAUAUUGUUUUGUUUUUUUCUGUUUGCUACAUUGUAUGGCUUUUACUCUUUCUGGUGGAAAAAAAACACAUUAAAAAGCAGUACAAAUCAAAA